CUCUUCUCCACAGUGAAGCGUCAGUUUGAAACUUGUCCGUAGAGAUGCACGCGCGACGUCCCAUUGGUUCUCCGGCGUGAUCCGGGUACCGGGGCUGCAGCCACUUUAUUAGCCUAAAGGUACCAAUAUGGCGGAGGCUUCCUUUGGAAGUUCAAGCCCAGGGUCUUUGUCUUCAGAAGACCAUGACUUCGACCCUACGGCCGAGAUGCUGGUCCAUGAGUUCGACGACGAACGAACACUAGAGGAAGAGGAGCUGCAAGAAGGGGACCGCAACUUCCGAGCUGAGCUUGCGGACCUGGAGAAGGAGGGAAACAUGCCGCUGGAGGAGCUGCUGGCCAUAUAUCGCUACGAGGCAUCAGCUGCGGGCUCCAGUAUGGACAGCUCUUCUGGCGAACUGACCGAUGAGCUGCCGGAUAUGACAUUAGACAAGGAGGAGAUUGCAAAGGACCUCUUGUCAGGGGACUAUGAAGAAGAGACUCAGUCCUCAGCUGAUGAUUUGACCCCAUCUGUAACUUCUCAUGAGGCCACAGACUUUUUCCCAAGGAGCCUUAGAUCUAACACUGUUUAUGAUGGUGACAAAGAGUCAGAAGGAGAGGAGGAUGGUGUAAGUCCAGAAGACUCCAAGAAGGAGAUAAUGGUAGGAUCUCAAUACCAGGCGGAAGUUCCUUCACGCCUAUGCAGCUAUGCUGAAGGCGAGAGAGCGUAUGAGGAUGAGGACCAGUUGUUGUGGAGUCCAGGGGUGUUGCCGGAGAGUAAAGUGCGGGACUUCUUACGUGAAGCUGGGUUUCGGGUCACAGAUGGAAAGACUGGCAUUGGGGAGGGAAGUCAUGUUCGAGACAAUGAGCAGGCAUUGUAUGAGCUUCUAAAAUGUGAUUACAACAUCCAUGAAGCACUUAAAAGGCACCGUAGCAAUGCAAAAUCCUCAAAGGAAGACGGGCUACCAUGGUCUGAAGAAGAAUGCAGAAACUUUGAGCAUGCUCUUCAGAUAUAUGACAAAAACUUUCACCUCAUACAGAAACACAAGGUUAAAACAAGGACAGUGGCUGAAUGUGUAGCUUUCUACUAUAUAUGGAAAAAGUCUGAGCGCUUUGACUACUUUGUACAGCAGACCAGAUUUGGGAAGAAAAAAUACAGCAGCUAUCCGGGAGUAACGGACCUGAUGGACCGGCUGGUAGACGAGGCGGAAGGAUUGGCCGUAGCCAGCUCACCCUCGGUGUGCUCCAGCGGGGGCCGGAUGGAACCACCUACCGAACAGCAGCUAAGCCUCCUCAAUUCCAUCACCGCCAGUGACCUCACAGCACUGACCAAUAGCGUGGCCACAGUGUGCAACCCAGCAGAUGGGGGCUGCCUGGACUCCUUCGGUUUCCCUCAGUUGGAGAACCUUCACCGCGGGGCCCUGAGCCAUACAGAGUCUCUUGGCUUCAGCACCAAUGGGGAUGGCGAGUGCCUGAACGUGCUGGAUGCGGGCUUUUACCACUCGGAGCUGGGCCCACUUGCUGUGUGUGGCAAGGACUGUGAGCGGCCUGCCAAAAGGCUCAAGAUGGGCAUUCCCGAGCCUCUCGUCGGUGAAGUGUCCGUGAGCGAGCUAGGUGUCGGCUUCGAGGGCCGGACACACCGCAUAACCAGUGCCAAGAUGGCCGUGUCCGUUACAGACUUUGGAAGCCUGUCAUCUAGUGAGCCGAACGGCUUUAUCAGCCCACAUUCGUUGCACUCGCAACCCGCGGCCUUGCAGUCCGAGUGAGGGCCACCUCCUGUUUGAUGGACCCGCCGUCAAAUGUGUACAUAUUCUCAU
Molecule: messenger RNA, 1792 nt
Organism: Scleropages formosus (Asian bonytongue)
Lineage: Eukaryota; Metazoa; Chordata; Actinopteri; Osteoglossiformes; Osteoglossidae
Gene: mier3b
Product: mesoderm induction early response 1, family member 3 b
Exons: 13
Coding region: 128-1741 (537 amino acids)
Biological process (GO): negative regulation of transcription by RNA polymerase II
Cellular component (GO): nucleoplasm
Molecular function (GO): histone deacetylase binding; transcription corepressor activity
Source: RefSeq, a predicted model, not a curated record